AUGUUGAUGGUUGUAGCAGUGACUGGUAAUUUGGUUACUAUUAGUUUUCUUACGGAGCAUUCAUACGGAGCAUUCUCUGAUCGAGCCAUCUGUAGAGCAUCUGCUGUGGCGUACCCGACCACCGAGAAGGAGCUCUUACAAGUCGUGGCUGCAGGAACACGCGAAAGACAGAAGAUGCGCGUUGUUACACGCUUUUCUCACAGCACUACCAAGUUAGCUUGUGUCGAUGGAGAAGAUGGUAGACUUAUCAGCACCGAGCUUCUCAACCACACGUUGAAUGUUGAUAGAGAUGCCAUGACGAUCACGGUUGAGAGUGGUGUCUCACUGCGCCAGCUCAUAGGUGAUGCUGCAAAAGUCGGACUGGCGUUGAGAAUGGCGCCACACUGGUGGGGGCUAACAGUUGGUGGUAUGAUGUCUACCGGAGCCCACGGAAGUUCUUGGGAUGGGGAGCAUGGGGGAACUGCUUUUCAUGACUACGUCAUCGAGAUGCGAAUGGUAACCUCUGCUCCUCCUGAUCAAGGGUACUCCAUGGUUAGAAUUUUCAAGCAGAGCAACUUCACUGAGUUGGACGCCGCUAGAGUUUCUCUAGGCGUAUUUGGUGUUAUAUCUCAGGUGACGGUUCAGUUGGAGUUAAUGUUCAAAAGAUCAAUCAGCUAUAUGACCAUUAAGGAUAGCGAUCUUGUAGAGAUGGUUGAGAAGCACGGAAGUCGGUACGAGUUUCCUGAUAUAAUGUGGUACCCCAGCAAAGGAGAAGUCACUUACCGGAUGGAUGAUCGGGUUUCAGUGGACAUCCCUGGCAGUGGCUCAUAUGAUUCCUUACUGUUCGCAGCCAAAAACUCAAAAUUGCUGGCAUUCCAAAGAUCAAGAGAAGAAGGGCUAGAAUUGGAAAGGAACUCAGAAAAGAUUUGCACAGUGGCGGAGGGCAUUUCCGCUUACUUUAAUAGUCUAUCAUAUGGUUUGUCGAAUGAUGGUAUGAAUUAUUCUGGCUAUCCAGUGAUUGGAAACCACAGCGAUAUGAUGUCAUCAGGAGGUUGUCUGGAUAGUAAAGAAGAUGCAUUGGCCACGGCUUGUCCCUGGGACUCCCGCAUACAUGGCCAAUUUUUUCAUCAGACCACUUUCACCAUACCCCUUAGGAACGUGAAGGCAUUUAUCAGCGACAUCCAAAGUCUGGUCAAGAUCGAACCAAAGGCUUUAUGCGGACUCGAUUUAUACAAUGGUGUGUUGAUCCGGUAUGUUCAACCAUCAUUUGCAUACUUGGGCAUCGAAUUUGAGGGUAUGGAAUUCGAAUUUACAUACUAUAGAAGCAGAGACCCGUUGAUGCCUCGGAUGUAUGAAGAUUUUUUCGAGGAGAUCGAGCAGAUGGGUUUGUUCAAGUACGAGGGGCUGCCACAUUGGGGCAAGAACAGAAACGUUGCAUUUAUCAACGCCAUUGACAAGUACCAGGAUGCAGCUUUUUUCUUGAUGAUGAAGCAGAUGUUUGACCCACUAGGCCUAUUUUCAAGCAAAUGGACAGACGCAGUAUUGGGUUUGGGAGGCGACCUUACCGUAGAUACAGAAGGUUGUGCAUUGGAGGGGUUGUGCAUCUGUUCGAAAGAUGUGCAUUGUUCCCCUACCAAUGGUUACUUCUGUCGACCUGGGAAGAUCUACAAGGCAGCGCGCGUCUGUGCCCACUUAUGA
This is a messenger RNA of Camelina sativa (false flax), 1677 nucleotides long. Its product is annotated as putative L-gulonolactone oxidase 6. Gene Ontology annotation, molecular function: D-arabinono-1,4-lactone oxidase activity; FAD binding. Lineage: Eukaryota; Viridiplantae; Streptophyta; Magnoliopsida; Brassicales; Brassicaceae. Gene Ontology annotation, cellular component: membrane. The record is from RefSeq and is a predicted model, not a curated record.